AUGUAUGCGGCUUGGCAUCUGAAAGAAAUGGCUACUGGUCUAAAUGCUGAAUUAUCGAAAACUGCCAUUCUUGGCCUUAAGGUUUGGGAAUUGAUUGGGAUCAUUGUGGGGUUAUUUAUUGUAGUUAUCCUCUUUGCAUUAACGUUUUAUCUUACUUCGCGGAAGAAAUCGAGAAGAGCUAGAGAAAAUAUUCCCCUUAGUCAAAUUCCAGUUGAUUCAAAGGAAAUUAAGGAAGUACGUGUGGAGCAAGUAUCAACAAAUGAAUUUGCUCCACGAGAGGGGAUUCUUCUCACAAUUCAUGACAAAUCCAGUGAUAAAGAAUCAGAUAAGGUUCUGGUCCAUCUGGGAAUGGGAAAAACAAAGAAUGUAGAAAACAGCAGUCAAUUGGGUUCAUUUCAUCAUGUUGAUAAAGAUUGUGGUGGGUCACAAUCAGGAGAAGAAGGGAGUUCUGGCACAUUUGCUGUGUAUAAAACUUCUUCUUCACAUCCAAUAACGGCUCCUUCUCCUUUAAUUGGCCUGCCUGAGUUUUCUCAAUUGGGUUGGGGUCACUGGUUCACGUUACGAGAUCUUGAAGUUGCAACAAACCGAUUUUCAAAGGAGAAUGUUCUUGGCGAGGGAGGAUAUGGAGUUGUUUAUCAGGGACAUUUGGUUAAUGGGACGCCAGUGGCAGUUAAGAAGCUCCUCAACAACCUAGGCCAAGCGGAGAAAGAAUUUAGGGUGGAGGUUGAUGCUAUUGGCCAUGUGCGUCACAAAAAUUUGGUUCGCCUUUUGGGAUACUGCAUUGAAGGAACUCAUAGGAUGUUAGUCUAUGAGUAUGUCAACAAUGGCAAUUUAGAACAAUGGCUCCAUGGGGCUAUGCGCCAGUAUGGAUAUCUUACUUGGGAAGCCAGGAUCAAGAUUCUCCUUGGCACAGCUAAGGC
Molecule: messenger RNA, 920 nt
Organism: Ilex paraguariensis (yerba mate)
Lineage: Eukaryota; Viridiplantae; Streptophyta; Magnoliopsida; Aquifoliales; Aquifoliaceae
Source: the annotation of a GenBank genome assembly